AUAUUUCCUCUUCCAACGGAGUUCGCGUGUCCGCUAGCCUGCAAAUCCUGCAUAAAGGAGCUACCUCCAGAUCACAGACUAGAGAGAGAGAAGAGAGAGAAAGAGAUAGAAAGACAAAAGAAGCUGCCAUAACUCUCGCAUUUUGUCAAGAGAUCAGCGACAAGUAGCUGCUGCUGCUGUUGAGAGAGAAGAAAUACAAUAGGUUCGUCCGCAGAGGUGUAGUGCAGGCCACCCCGUUCAAACAGAGAUCAAUGUCGUUUCCUUUAACUCUUUAAACGUAUCUAUCUAUGUAUGUAUCGCUGAAAGCCUGAAACACUUCGGAUUUUGCGUUUUUCGUCUUCCGCUGAGGCAUCUAAGGAAUCAGAACCUUUUAACUUAUAGACUGGAGAUUGAAGGAUUUGUUGGAUGGAAUAAGUUGAACUUUUGGCACAAAAGUUAUCAGGGUUAAAUUGUAUGAAAGUAAACUGGUACAAGAUGAACUGGAACCAACAGAUGGAUGUUCACUAUGUAAAUGGAAGCUUUCCUUAUAACUCAGCUGGAAGUUAUGCAAAUUUCUUUGAAGGUCUUGCCUAUGAGCAUGCCAAUUUCAUUUUUGCAGAUGCUGUUCACUCUCAGGAGAGCAUGUACCCUCCUCCAAUGCAAACAAAUUUCUACAAAUUUGGCUUAUCUGAUCAAGGGAAUGUUUCCUAUUAUGAUUAUAACAAUGGACAUAUCCUCAAUGGUCAUGCAUCCCAAGUACAUGAAUACACUAGGCACUUUGAGAACUCUCAAGCAAUCCACUUGGAGAACUCUCAAGCAAUCCACUUGGAGAACUCUCCAGCAAUCCACUUGGAGAACUCUCAAGCAAUCCACUUGGAGAACUCUCAAGCAAUCCACUUGGAGAACUCUCAAGCAAUCCACUUGGAGAACUCUCAAGCAAUCCACUUGGAGAACUCUCAAGCAAUCCACUUGGAGAACUCUCAAGAAAUCCACUUGGAGAACUCUCAAGCAAUCGCUUGUGAGCAAACAGCUACAGUAACUACACAGUGGGAUGAAAAUGCUGUUGGAAAUACGAAUCCUGACCAUGCAGAAUGUCCCCUAGAUCAGCCAAAUGAUAAUGAUAGUCAGGUCAUUUGGCAAGACAAUGUUGAUCUUGACAAUAUGACUUAUGAGGAACUUCUCGAACUUGGCGAAGCAGUUGGCACUGAGAACCGAGGGCUCGCUCCAGAACUAAUAUCUUUACUUCCAGUUCGGAAAUUCAAGACUGGCUUCUUCUCCAGAAAGAAAUCAAAAAUCGAAAGGUGUGUAAUAUGUCAAAUGGAAUACAAAAGAGGUGAAAGACAGAUGACCCUUCCUUGCAAACACGUCUACCAUGUCGAUUGUGGAUCAAAGUGGCUUAGUGUCAACAAGGCUUGCCCCAUAUGUUACACAGAGGUGUUUGGAGUCGACGAAUCAAAGCACUAACGGCGUAUAAUCAAGGCACCUCUCUUUUUCUUCAUCUCCUUCUUUUUAAAUAUACAGUUUCGUCGAGUUUUUAAAUAAAUAGACUUGAUAUUGGAUUUAUAAACUUUGGAGGAUUAUUGUAGUUUUGAUAAGAAACAAGAUAUUACAGCUGCCAUUUGAUACAAAAAAGACCAGCCUUAUAAUAGAUAUAGAGGGGUUCAUCAGUAAGACUU
This is a messenger RNA of Impatiens glandulifera, 1655 nucleotides long. RefSeq names its product E3 ubiquitin-protein ligase BIG BROTHER-like. The record is from RefSeq and is a predicted model, not a curated record. The transcript is spliced from 10 exons. Gene Ontology annotation, molecular function: ubiquitin-protein transferase activity; ubiquitin conjugating enzyme binding. The coding region runs from base 454 to 1443 and encodes 329 amino acids. Gene Ontology annotation, biological process: negative regulation of organ growth; protein ubiquitination. NCBI's taxonomy places the organism in Eukaryota, Viridiplantae, Streptophyta, Magnoliopsida, Ericales, Balsaminaceae.